Closterium sp. NIES-65 is the source of this 1252-nucleotide messenger RNA. NCBI's taxonomy places the organism in Eukaryota, Viridiplantae, Streptophyta, Zygnematophyceae, Desmidiales, Closteriaceae. The record is from the annotation of a GenBank genome assembly.
ACUCAUCGCUUCAGGUGAUAAUAAACUUCAGAAGCAUGAGGAUGGGAACGCUACGACUCUGCAAGCAGGACCAGGCAUUCCCAUUGAUCCCUCUCGCAUCACCCGCCUGUCGUGGCAGCCCAGGGCCUUCCUGUACUCGGGAUUUCUCUCCCACGACGAGUGCGACCAUCUCAUCACCCUUGCGCGCGACAAGGUAUCUCGCUCAUCAGUGGCGGACAACGAGUCGGGCAAGAGCGUGUUGAGUGAGAUCCGCACGAGCUCAGGCACAUUUCUCAACAAGUAUCAGGACGACAUUGUGAAGCGCAUAGAGGAGCGCAUUGCAGCAUGGACCUUCCUCCCCAAAGAGCACGGCGAAGCGAUCCAAAUACUAAAGUACGAGAUCGGGCAGAAGUACGAGGCCCACUUUGACUAUUUCUUUGACUCAGUCAACACACAGAUGGGCGGCCACCGGGUGGCGACGGUGCUCAUGUACUUGUCCACGGUGGAGGCAGGAGGGGAGACGGUGUUUCCUAAUGCACAGCCUAGGCCUCCCACGGACGCCACAGCGUCUGAAUGUGCGAACAGAGGUCUGGCAGUCAAGCCUCAAAAGGGCGACGCGCUGCUCUUCUAUUCCCUCCACCCGGACGGCACCACGGACCAGUCAUCAUUGCACGCCAGCUGUCCCGUCAUCCGCGGGGAGAAGUGGUCGGCAACCAAGUGGAUCCACGUGCGCUCCUUUGAGGCGCGGCCCUUGGCACAUGGCUGCGAGGAUUUGAACCCUAAAUGCGAGGAGUGGGCGGCGCUAGGCGAGUGUAAAAAGAACCCGGCGAUGAUCGAUGGCGCAGCGCUGCUCCCCGCGCAGGUGCUGCGCAACCUCUCCGACAAACUCUACGACAAGCGCAAGGCGGCCGCGCUCGAGAUCGAGACGGCAGUGAAGGCGGCUGUAGCAGAGGGCAACGAUGAGCGGAUCAACGCAAUCAUUUCCCUGCUGGCCAAUGAUUACGCCACGUCAGCACAGCCGAACCAGAGAAAGGGGGGUCUCAUAGGGCUGGCGGCGGUCACGGUGGGGCUGGGACCUGACGCCAGUCAGUACCUUGAUGUACGUGUGGGGGGGGGAGGCAUUGAACGAUUGGGCAUGAGAUGUUGUUCUCAUUUCAUGGCAUUGCAUGCGGCAUGGGGAUGUGUGCGCCCUUCUCUCAUAGGGCUGGCGGCGGUCACGGUGGGGCUGGGACCUGACGCCAGUCAGUACCUCGACGUACGUGUGGGGGAGUAA